AUGUCGGUCAAGUAUCUGGGAAUUGUCCUGGAUAAAAGAUUGAACUGGAAGCUGCAUCUGGAAUCAGUGUGUAAGAAAGCCAGCACAUACUUCUGGAUGUGCAGAAGAACCUUUGGGCAAACUUGGGGAUUGCAGCCAGACAGAGUGAUUUGGCUAUACUCUGCGGUGCUCCAACCAAGGUUGCUCUACGCUGCGGUGGUCUGGUGGCCAAGGACACAGCAAACCGAGGCCCGCGUAUCACUGGAACGCGUCAGGGCUCUCUUCUUAAAGAGGGCUCUGGAUGCAAUAAGGACAACGCCAGUGGCGGCAAUGGGAGUGCUGCUCGGCAUAGAACCACUCCAUCUCGCGAUAGUGGCGGCAGCAGCGGUCACGGCGUAUAGGCUGAAGUGCGAGGGAAAAUGGAUGAGCGGUGUGACUCACAUCCAGUUACCGCGUGAGCUCCAAAUGGAAACCGUGUUUGACAUGAGGCAGGAUAGAAUGCCAAUAAGGCGCGACUUCGACAGAUCGUACAAGAUCUAUAUUCCUAGCGCGAGGACUGGGAGAGGCAUGAGGUGCCCGCUAUCAGGAAUGGGGACGUCUGGUACGGAUGGCUCCAAGACUGAUGAGGGCGCCGGUGCCGGGAUCUACGGAUGCCGUAGUGGAGUCAGGAAGGCUCUCCCUCUUGGAGAGUUCACCACUGUAUUCCAAUCGGAGGUGAUAGCAAUCAUGGGCUGUGCUCAAACGCUAACCGCAUCAGGUGAGACGGGCAGACGCAUCAGGAUAUGCUCCGAUAGCAGGGCGGCUCUGGGGGCGCUAGGGGCAUGCGUCUUUGACUCGUGGCUGGUCUGGGAGUGCAAAUGUGCUCUGAACAGGCUGUCCACGGGGAACGGUGUUGCUCUUGUAUGGGUUCCGGGACACUCGGGAAUCAAAGGUAAUGAGAUUGCUGAUGAGCUGGCAAGAAGUGGCUCAUCAGCCAGGCUGAUUGGACCGGAAUCGGCUCUGGGUUUGCCCAGCUGCAUUUGCAGGGCAAAAAUUAAGGGCUGGUUACAGGACCGUCAUAUCAACUACUGGAAGGAAGAGACAAGAACCAAAUGCAGGCAGGCGAGAGCCCUGCUGGGAGAGAUGCCCAGCAGGGACCUUGCCAGGAGCAUUAGGGCCUUGAGGAGAGGGGAAGCCAGGCUGGCGGUGCAGAUCUACACGGGCCAUGGCUUCACUAACUACCACAUGCACAAGCUGGGACACAGUGAUAACCCGAAGUGCAGGAAGUGCGAACACGAGGAAGAAACCUCUCUCCACGUGUUAUGUGAAUGCCCAGCGUAUGCAGGACAAAGGCUCGGUAUUUCUCGAGCCCGAGCAGGUAUGUCAACUCCAGGUCAGGGACCUACUCCGUUUCUGGAGGAAGACAGGUCUGAUCUGAUCUGGAGAUAG
This is a messenger RNA of Mycetomoellerius zeteki, 1407 nucleotides long. RefSeq lists its product as uncharacterized. The coding region runs from base 1 to 1407 and encodes 468 amino acids. NCBI's taxonomy places the organism in Eukaryota, Metazoa, Arthropoda, Insecta, Hymenoptera, Formicidae. The transcript has a single exon. Gene Ontology annotation, molecular function: nucleic acid binding; RNA-DNA hybrid ribonuclease activity. The record is from RefSeq and is a predicted model, not a curated record.